AUGGAUACUUCAACUCAGAAAGCAGUCGUUUACAUUCUUCGUGGUGCUCAAUUGUUCUUCAGCAUCUUGGUCCUAGGUUUAGCAGCCGGUUUACUUGCCGAUAUUGGUACGAACUGGAAUAGAGUAACUUAUUCAUUAGUUAUUGCUAUAUUUACACUUAUAUAUGCUGCUUUUAUUGGUUUGAUUAUGCACGCUAGCAUGGCCCAUACAAUUUUGCCUAUCAUUAUCCUUAUUAUCGAGAGUUUGUUUACAUUGUUCUGGUUAGUUGCCUUUGCUUUGGUUGCGGACACUUUUGGGUCGUUCACUUGCUAUUCAGCUACUUGGUGUAAGCUUGGAAAGGCUCUUAUUCCAUUUACGUUGUUCAAUUGGCUUUUGUUCACGGCCACUCUCAUCUUAUUUAUUGUCUUCACAAUUGUUCCAUUGUGUAAGAUCAACGGGGCUAAUUCAAUAACGAAGCCAGCAACCUUAAGCUACGGCGCAGUGUUUCCAGCAAGUGUGCCAAAGGCUGAAAACAAAGAAGAAUUACCCGCGGAGCAGAACAUCGGCAUCAACACAAGCGACGACGAAGCAAGGGAAGCCAAGGAUACACACACCAACAAUGACUCCUUUGAAAAUGUCGAACAUCCUCAUGAAAUGGACCGAGAAGGAAUUGCUCCCAGAGACUGA
Messenger RNA from Scheffersomyces stipitis CBS 6054, 666 nucleotides. Its product is annotated as MARVEL domain-containing protein. The record is from RefSeq and is a predicted model, not a curated record. Lineage: Eukaryota; Fungi; Ascomycota; Pichiomycetes; Serinales; Debaryomycetaceae. The coding region runs from base 1 to 666 and encodes 221 amino acids. Gene Ontology annotation, cellular component: membrane. The transcript has a single exon.